CCACUUUCAAUGUUUACAUAUCUUUCAAAUAAUCCCGAGGUCGAUUGUACGGUCCCUGACCGCAAAUCACGUUCUCGCGAUACGUGCGUGAAAUCACGUGUUUUCCUUUUUUCCGGCGAAAUUCCUAACCGUCUCUCGUCUUUGACGAAAUUAUCCGAAUUGUUUCGAGUAUCGUAAACAGUGUAAAUCAUUUUAUCAUAUUUAUUUGUGUAACGUUAUUAAAAAUUACAUCUUCGAUAUAAGCCUCCAUGGCAAAGUUGAUAUUAUUUAGUGUAUCUUUAACCAUCGAAUCUCUCGAAGAUUGGACGCUAUAUUUUUACAUUGCAUGUGGUAUCACUGCCGGUGCACUUAUUUUACUUUUCAUUUUGGUAAUCGUGCUAUUCAUAAAAGUAAAUCGAUUAGCUGGGGAUGGGUCCAACCAACUAAACAGGCAGACGAAUAUGAUGGCGGAUUUUUGUUAUACCAAUCCUACAAUCGUGCCAGGAGAAUUACUCUCUCGUCGUGGUUUUUCCAUGUAUAGUGGAGCCGAUAAUUUCGAUGAAGACUUCGGCAAGAACAAAAACGUUCAUUAUGGGACUUACAACGAGGCUCGCUCGAAAUUCUAAUAUAUCAAAUUCGAAAUAAUUAACUCUAUAAAACGACUAAUCAUUCGUUAGUCAUUGGUGCAUUUAUCUGCAUCAAUUAAUCAACCAUUGAUUAAUUCAAACGGAGAUUAAGUAGAAUUUCUAAGUAAACCUUAGUUUAAUUUUGAGUUAUUUCUAAUUAUUAUUAAUUUCCCUUAAUGUAUAGUAUAUCGUUAUGUAAUUUAUUGCGAAAUUACGUGUUCAAGUUUAA
Messenger RNA from Camponotus floridanus (Florida carpenter ant), 834 nucleotides. RefSeq lists its product as uncharacterized. The record is from RefSeq and is a predicted model, not a curated record. Lineage: Eukaryota; Metazoa; Arthropoda; Insecta; Hymenoptera; Formicidae. Bases 249 to 605 code for a protein of 118 amino acids. The transcript is spliced from 3 exons.